Molecule: messenger RNA, 1792 nt
Organism: Melanotaenia boesemani (Boeseman's rainbowfish)
Lineage: Eukaryota; Metazoa; Chordata; Actinopteri; Atheriniformes; Melanotaeniidae
Product: zona pellucida sperm-binding protein 4-like
Exons: 12
Coding region: 78-1532 (484 amino acids)
Biological process (GO): binding of sperm to zona pellucida; prevention of polyspermy
Cellular component (GO): egg coat
Molecular function (GO): structural constituent of egg coat; acrosin binding
Source: RefSeq, a predicted model, not a curated record
GUGACCUGUUUCUUGGUUCAUAGAAAGGACUCGUCAUUUUAGGGUCAAAAAUCCCAAAUUUUCAAAACUAUAACACGAUGGCUUACCAUACUGUAAAAAUGAGUUUGAUUUCCUUAUUGUUUAUUUUCGUGAUGCACCGCUGUGGCUCUGCUUCCUCCAUCCAGAGGAAGAAAAUACCUGAGCAUAGGACACAUCUCGCCGUACCAACUGUCACCUGCUCUGCCCGUGGGAUAAGCGCUGUGUUCGACCAUCUGGUCAAAAACAACGUCCAUGUUAAAGACCUCUCAGGUGCAGCAGUUCCUGCGUCUAUUAAUGAGCGGUCCUGUGGUGUUAGAAUGAGAAGAGAGAAGAACUUGAGCUUGUUGUUUUUCAGCAGAUAUGACAGCUGCUAUGCUCGUGUUGAAGGCAGCAAAGUGGUCAUCCCUCUGCUGGUUCAGCUCACAGGAGACACUCGGUGGAUCAGGGUGAAUAUCAGCUGCCCCCUGAUAAAGAGAGGCAGUGGGAAGAUCCCACCAUCAUUUCCUGGAGACUGUCAUGCCGAAAAAUCUCUACGAGUAGACUGUGGCCAACAAAGCAUUUCUAGCGAUGCCUGCAACAAAUUGGGAUGCUGCUACGAUGCUCAUGUUUCAAGCUGCUACUACAAACUCAAUGCCUGCUCUCUGGAUGGACACUUUGUGUUCACAGUAAAGACUACAGACACACACCCACCUAUUGAUCCCAGCAGCCUUGUAAUCAAGGAUCAGCCUCAAUGUUUGCCUGUAGUCACAACCCCACACACUGCAGUCUUCAAGAUAGGGGUCAUGGACUGUGGUGCAAAGAUGAAGAAAGAUGGAGAUCUGGUGAUCUAUGAGGUGGAAGUGGAGGAGAUACGCAUGAAAAGUAAAAACAGACGUUCACCAUUUAGUCUCCAGGUCCAAUGUGAAUAUGAAGAAUCAGAUUUACAGCGUGCACAAAACUUGCGAUCCUUUUAUACAAUGACCAAUCCACCACCUGUGAUAGCACAAGGAACAAUUGAGGUGCAGAUGAGAAUAGCCACAGAUGACUCCUUUACUUCCUUUAUUCCUGAGGACCAACUUCCGCUCACCUCACCGCUACGUAAAGCUGUGAAUGUGGAAAUUUCCAUCGUGCAGCCAUCCCUGGAUCCUACACUUUCCAUACGUGUACGAGACUGCUUCGCCUAUCCUGCAUCUAAAAACUCUGUGUGGACACUUCUCCAUGAUGGAUGCCCCAACCCUCUGGAUAAUAUGAGAAGUUCUGUACCUGUAGACAGCCAAGGGAAAACUGCUACACACUCCCAAGUUAGGAGGUUUAACGUAAAGACUUUUGCCUUCUUGGACCCUGAUACGGGCCAUCCAAGUGUAGAAGAAAUGUACUUCUACUGUUGGGUGGAGAUCUGCACACAUGAUAUUGACUGUGCACAGCGUUGCACCAUCAUCUCAUCUGAGGAUGACAGACGGAGAAGACGAGCCAUACCCGAGUCCCAUCAGGUGCAGCUGGUCUCCUCAGGGCCAAUCUUGCAGAAUUACACUUAAUUGGUUGACAGUCAGUAUGAGAAACAAAAUUGUUUCAGGUGAUAGUGUAUGUGUUCUCUCUGGUGUUGCCCUGCUGUUAAUCCUGCCAUUGGUCAUAUGGAUAAGCUUCAGAAGGUGUUAGAGUACCAAAGGGCAGUAAAUUUGUGAAGUACAAGUUAACAGUGAGCAAACUUAAUAAAUCAGUCACUUGUAAUGUGCCUUUUUUUGUAUUCAUUUGUACUGCCUCUAAAUGUUAUGACUUGAAUAUUAAAGUUCAUGAC